AUUUAACAAUGUUAAGGCGUCAUAAUGUUUUUCUCAGGUUGUUUAUUUAUUUUAUAUGUUGAGUUAUUUUCCGAUUAUGCCGAAACUGACAGAAAUGUGGGCCUUAACAAUCACACACAUAAUUUAACUAAUAUAAACUAUGACUCAAUACAAUUGAAACAUCUGUAAUGGGUAGUCUCCCUAAUUUACGAGAACUCGAGAGGGAAUCUGAAACUUUUCGGCAUGUGACGAGAAAUUUUGCAAGACAGCAAGCCCACUGUAUCCUCCGCCAUCAUGACAUACAUCACUCUUCAGGCCAUAAAUUUAUUAGACACACAAGAAGUAUGGGGCAUUAUACGGGUAUGGCCUUAAACACAAACAAUGAUCUGCUAAAUCACUUUUUCACAACAGAGGAUAUGUAUGGCUACUCUCCUGUUUCAUCAAGAUCUACACGAUCCAGCUGCACACUUCAUCAUCAUAUUAACAACAACUUAUUAGUUCGUCGAAGUUCAAAACACAGAGAUUCGAUGUCAAGUUCUGGCGGCGCUUCUUCUGUCAGGCGGCUUAUAGCUGUAGUAAGAUCAACAUCAUCUAAAACUGGGCCGAUAUAUUCAAGAAGGCUACUUUUUAGAAAUUUUGCAGCCCUUUGUCUUGGACACGCUAUGAUAACUGCUGCUUUUGUACCAUUGUACACAAUGCAAGGAUCCAUCUCUGUCUGGUGGUGGCAACCAAAUCAUUCAAUCAUAACAAAAUACUUCCAUCCAAACUAUGAUGUUGGAUCUUUGCUGCUUGCGACAUUUUUUUCUAUUGGCUCAAUAUCAACACUUGGCACGAUAUUUUUUAUAAAUAAAUUGGGUACAAAUUGGACGCUGAUACUCAGCUAUGGAGGUACAUGUAUUUUUUUUGGAUUCCAUUUGUACCCCAAUAUUUUUACUCUAGUACCUGCUUAUAUGUUCAUGGGUCUAUGGUUAGGGCCGUUAGUCGGUGGUAGGAUCACAUGUCUUAUGACACUUGCAACAAAACUGAGUUAUGUUAUGACAGAAGAGGAAGAAGGAGAAAUAGAAUGUUCUCAAGGUUUGAGGCGGACUGAGUUAGUUGUGCACAAAUUAUCGCGUGGUCUACAAAUUGCACAGGACUUUGGGUUAAUAAUAGGAAAUUUAGCCGCUUCAUCGCUUAUUUGGUACACAAAGAACAGUUCAAAUGUGUCUAGCGAUCAUGAUGCAAUGUUAGACGCAAUGUUUCCAAUGGAAAAUACUGGAGAACGUAUUUGCGGCAGUACAGUUUGCCCUUUGUCUGUUAACUAUGACUCGCAGUUAGUAGAUUUUAAAUAUUCUGAUUUAAACAAUACAUCAAAUUUCUACGCAUCAAUGAACAUUAAUUGCAAAACGAGUAAAAUGCUUAUUAGUGUAUUCCUUGGUUUUUGCGUCAUGGGUGUUGCUGUCACAGCUGCUUUCAUGGAUCACAUACGGGUCUCGGUGUCUAAAGAAACAUCAUUUCGAAAUGCUUGCAGUACAUCCUAUCGGCUAAUGCAAGGCGCUUUUAAAGACCCAAGAUUACAGUUAGCAGCCCCACUUUCAAUAUUCAUUGGAUUGGAACAAGGAUUUAUGUAUGCAGAUUUUACCAAGUCUUAUGUCGCCUGUUCACUCGGUGUAAGUAAUAUUUCUCUGGUUUUCUUGAGCUUAGGGGUAUUACAGUCUGUCGCUGCCUUUACUCUCAGCCUACUUUUACAACAUGUUCGACGCCAUGUUAUUAUUGGUGUUGGUUUCAUUUUCCAGUCAUGCUUAUUGCUUGUUCUUUUCAUUUGGAAACCUACAAAAGAUGAUCCAGCUUUGUUCUAUGUCGUUCCUGCUGCCUGGGGCGUAUGUAAUGCAAUAUGGGACACAUUAAGCUUUUCUUUUCUUGUCUCAGUCUACCCCGAUACUUGGCAAGCUCCAUUUGCCCACUGCUACUUCUUUCGUUACAUGGGCCUAGCCCUCGCUUUUGGUAUUCACGGUUCUUUGUGCAAUUUGGUUAAACUCUACGGCUUAGUAGCCGCGAUGAUCUUGGCAGUUGUACCAUAUACUUGGCUUGAAUUGAAACACGAAGCACGAAGAAAACUUAAAGCACAGCUUGCAACUUUAUAACAAUUCCGACUUACUCUUAAUAAAUUGGAGACUGUUUUCUAGUUUAUUAGGAGGAUUUUGUCUAAUUCUAGUCCCUCCUUGUUGAUUAUUUUUGUACCUAGAGUACCAAAUUAAAUGUCUUUGCACAAAUAAACCCUAUUUUAUCAUAUCAAUGCAUUUCUUGAUAUAUUAUUACAAUCAUUACCACAUGUUUAUACAAAUAAUUUUUUAAUUGAGAAAAUGCAUUUUAUUGAUAUAAUCAACAUAAAAAUCACCUUUCCUAAUCAUGAACUUCUAUCUAAUCAAACACAUAUCUCUACUUCAACUACUUUAAAAGAUAGUUCUUAAUUACAGUUUGUUGUUUUCAACAAUCCGAAUUUCAAGCAUUAAACAUUCAUUAUCAGGUUGAAAGAGUUACAAACACAUCUCUCGACGUGAAUUGUAAGAGUAGAGACAUAGUUGUAACUAAUUCAAACUGAUGAUGAGCGUUUAAUGCUUGUAAUCUGAUUCGUGAAAACAACAAACUGUGAGUAAAAACUAUCUUUUAAAGUAGUGGAACAACAUACAAACCCCAAAUUUAUCAUUCCUUGUCUUACUUGUACUUAGAGAUUAAGCAAUUAGACAAUUAGCAACAUCUUAAAAAUUAAAGUUGCUUGAAAUUAUCAUUCCUAUUUCUACUCCUGUAAAUAUUUGAAUUGUUUAAAAAAAAAUGUAUAGUGGCUGAAAAUAUCUCACCCACUUAAAAAAAUUAAAUUAAAUAAAAAAAUAUAAAAAACCAAUCCCAAUGUUUUUGUGCUGGCAUGAACCUUAUUACUUAGCAGUUUUGCAAAUUUUAGGUUAUUUUUUUUAUUUUAUUUUAAAAAGAAAUGCCCUAACUUCAUUAUAGAUUUUAAAACUUGAUUUUACGUUAAAUAAUAAGGUUCAAGUAAGCCAAUAAACAAUAACAGGGUCGCUGCAACGGUUCAGGCGAUCAGGUAAUCACUGUAAAGUAAAGAUCCUGGGUUCGAAUCCA
Molecule: messenger RNA, 3093 nt
Organism: Cimex lectularius (bed bug)
Lineage: Eukaryota; Metazoa; Arthropoda; Insecta; Hemiptera; Cimicidae
Product: protein unc-93 homolog A
Exons: 6
Coding region: 168-2102 (644 amino acids)
Biological process (GO): regulation of muscle contraction; regulation of potassium ion transport
Cellular component (GO): striated muscle dense body; plasma membrane
Molecular function (GO): potassium channel regulator activity
Source: RefSeq, a predicted model, not a curated record